Molecule: messenger RNA, 892 nt
Organism: Xiphophorus maculatus (southern platyfish)
Lineage: Eukaryota; Metazoa; Chordata; Actinopteri; Cyprinodontiformes; Poeciliidae
Product: Fc receptor-like B
Exons: 6
Coding region: 25-867 (280 amino acids)
Biological process (GO): cell surface receptor signaling pathway
Molecular function (GO): transmembrane signaling receptor activity
Source: RefSeq, a predicted model, not a curated record
UUUCUGCCAGUACAGCAGCUCAGGAUGGAGGUAACAGCUCUCUGUGCCGCCGUUGUUUGUCUGAGACUCUUUCCCAGCAGAUCCCAGUUCUUCCAGUAUGAAUCUUUGACUCUGAGCUGUGAGGGAAACUCGUCUGAGUUUAGAGUCAGAAGAAUUACACCAAAACAAACAACUGAACUCUGUCUCCAGUAUUCAACUCACAUUGAUAAAACUGAAUGCUUCUUUUCUGAGCUGUAUGAACACGACUCAGGAGUUUACUGGUGUGAAUCUGCAGCAGGAGAACGCAGCGACGCCGUUAACAUCAGUGUAACAGAUGAACCUUUGAUCCUGGAAGGACCUGAACAUCCAGUUAGUGAAGGAGAAAAUCUGACUCUUCACUGCAGAUUCAAGCCACCGUUAUCCUCCGGUCUAACUCGUUUCUAUGGAAACGGGGUUCUGGUCGGGAGCAGCUCUACGGGACGGUUCACUGUCCGGAGCGUUUCUAAAUCUGAUGAAGGAUUUUACAAAUGUAACGCCUCUGGAGUCGGAGAAUCAGCCGAAACCUGGCUGGCAGUAAGAGGACGCAGACCUCAGACGUUUACUGCUGCUUUCGCACACAUUCUGCUUCCUGCUGCGGUCGGCUGUUUUCUGCUGAUCAUGAUGUUGCUGCUCUGCGUCGGGAGAAACCACAAAGGGUCAGUGGACAGCGUUGUGUCCUACACCGUCAGCGUCACACAGGAAGGAAAAACUCACCGAAUCACAGAGCCUCAGAACGAACCAGUUCUAGGACGGGUUCGGUACGUCAGAGACAGACAGACGGAAGGACGGCUCAGGACUCAGGACCAUCAGUCCAGACUCGAGACUGAAAACCCCAGAGGCUCUUUAUGAAAAGACCUGGAUAAGAAGGCUGGUG